Molecule: messenger RNA, 817 nt
Organism: Telopea speciosissima
Lineage: Eukaryota; Viridiplantae; Streptophyta; Magnoliopsida; Proteales; Proteaceae
Product: zinc-finger homeodomain protein 1-like
Exons: 2
Coding region: 1-765 (254 amino acids)
Biological process (GO): regulation of DNA-templated transcription; regulation of developmental process
Cellular component (GO): nucleus
Molecular function (GO): DNA-binding transcription factor activity; transcription cis-regulatory region binding
Source: RefSeq, a predicted model, not a curated record
AUGGAUUAUGGAGAACAUGAAGAGCAGGAAGAUGAGAUGGGGAGAUUACCCGUUUCAGCGACUUACGAAUCGUUGGGGAACUCGUCAAGACGUAAAAUGGGAAGUACAGGAGGAGGAGGAGGAGGAGUUGGGGAGGCCGUGAGAAAAACGUCGAACAGAUACAGAGAGUGUUUGAAGAACCAUGCGGUGAGUAUCGGUGGACACGCCGUAGAUGGAUGCGGUGAGUUUAUGCCGGCAGGAGAAGAUGGUACACUUGAUGCACUCAAAUGUGCGGCGUGUAACUGUCACCGGAACUUCCACCGUAAGGAGAUGGAUGGAGGGUCUUACCACCAUCAAUUCAACCCUUAUUACCGUACUCCUGCUGGGUAUCUGACGGUGGCGCCGCACCAUCGGCCGCUUGCACUGCCAUCGACAUCAGGAGGUGGAGGACAUAGCAGGGAUGACCAAGAAGAUAUGUCGAAUCCGAGCGGAGGAAGUGGUGGUGGUGGGAGUACGAAGAAGAGGUUUAGGACGAAAUUUACACAGGAGCAGAAGGACAAGAUGCUGGCGUUUGCGGAGAGACUUGGAUGGAGGAUUCAGAAGCACGAUGAAGCCGCCGUGCAGCAGUUUUGUAACGAGACAAGUGUCAAGCGCCACGUACUCAAGGUUUGGAUGCACAACAACAAGCACACUCUUGGAACAAGAAGGCCGGAGAACAACAACAACACAACACAGCAGUACCAACAAGAAGAACAAGAACAACUAGAAGAACGGGAAGUUCUAUAAAGAAUUAUCUACCUUUGCUUCCAUGGGUGAUUUUAGUUGCUCUUUUUUUGGG